Messenger RNA from Notechis scutatus (mainland tiger snake), 357 nucleotides. NCBI's taxonomy places the organism in Eukaryota, Metazoa, Chordata, Lepidosauria, Squamata, Elapidae. The record is from RefSeq and is a predicted model, not a curated record.
GUAAGCUGGACUCCGAAGCUUAAUAGCAAAGAACUGAUCCAAGGAUCGCUACCUAAUGUGAAAGUUCCAACAUCUGUAAAAGAUGAAUGCUGUUGUCUGCUUACAUUCAGUGAUGAACGCGUGUCUUUGACAAGUUCAUUUGUGGUCAGACCACUUGCUGAUGAGCCAAAACAUAUCAAAUGCGAAAUUAAAGGACCAAAUAUAAUAAAAAUGGGUGAAAAGCUGCAAGAUGAAAUUGAGAUAAUGAUUACUGAUCAGCAUGGAAAUCAGAUUCAAUCCCUGUCAUCAUCUUGUAUGAAUGCCUUGAAGAUUUCUGGAAAUGGUCUGGAUAAAUCAGAAUUGAAAACUUUUUGGCAG